Messenger RNA from Panicum hallii, 1927 nucleotides. RefSeq names its product cytochrome P450 71A1-like. The record is from RefSeq and is a predicted model, not a curated record. Lineage: Eukaryota; Viridiplantae; Streptophyta; Magnoliopsida; Poales; Poaceae. Gene Ontology annotation, molecular function: heme binding; iron ion binding; monooxygenase activity. Bases 157 to 1713 code for a protein of 518 amino acids. The transcript has 2 exons.
AAGGAAAACCGUAUUGAUCUAGGCGUAUGACGUGAGAGGGCAAAUGAUGUGUUAUGUUUAGGUUUUCCACAGCUCAAGUGAUUGAUUCAAGGAGAGGUGUUACUUUCCACUCAGGAGCCAAGAUCAACCCAUCAAUUAAUUAGCCUACACAUAUGCAUGGCGCUCCCAGCAUGGCCUAUGUUCCUCACCGUCGUACUUAUCACCGUACUCUUUCUCAAAACCAUAGUUUCCCGCAGGCGCCGCCGCGCCUACAACCUCCCGCCGGGCCCCAAGCCGUGGCCGAUUAUCGGCAACCUCAACCUCAUAGGUGAGCUACCACACCGCUCCAUCCAUGAGCUCUCCAAGCUGUACGGCCCUCUCAUGCUGCUCCGGUUCGGGUCAAUGCCCGUCAUCGUCGGCUCAUCAGCCGAGAUGGCCAAAUUCUUCCUCAAGACCAAUGACGCGGCGUUCUCCGACCGCCCGACGCUCUCGAUCGGCAAGUACACUGCGUACGACUCCUCCGACAUCAUGUGGUCCCAGUAUGGAGCGUACCUGCGCCAGGCGCGCAGGAUCUGCGCCACGGAGCUCUUCAGCGCUAGGCGGCUCGAGUCGUUCGAGUACAUCCGCGACGAGGAGGUGCGGGGGAUGAUCCAUGGCCUGCGAGAGGCGUCCGGGCGCGUCGUGCGGCUCAGGAGCUACCUGCAGAUGAUGACGCUCAGCGUGAUCUCACGCAUGGUUCUCGGCAGGAAGUACAUCCAAGGGGAGGCGGCCGCCGAGGAAGGCUCGCCGCCGGUGUUUAUGCCAGCCGAAUUCAGGGAGAUAGUGGAUGAGUUAUUCGCACUGAAUGGUGUUUUUAACAUUGGCGAUUUUGUACCUUGGCUGCAUUGGCUGGACCUGCAGGGGUACGUCAGGAGAAUGAAGAGGGCUAGCAAGAUGUUUGACCAGUUCCUGAACUAUAUCCUGGACGAGCACAACCAGCGGAGACGUCUCGAGGGAGAGAGGUUCGUGGUAAGAGACAUGGUGGACGUGCUGCUGCAGCUGGCCGACGACCCUAACCUUGAGGUCCAGCUCAGCAGGGACAACGUUAAGGCCCUCACACAGGACAUGAUCCUUGGGGGCACGGAUACAACCACUAUGACCAUCGAGUGGGCAAUCUCAGAGCUCCUCAAGAACCCCGAGCUACAAGCCAAGGCCACCGAGGAGCUAGACCGCGUCGUCGGCCGCGAACGCCUAGUCACAGAGGGAGACUUGCCCCACCUCCCCUACAUGGAGGCUGUCCUUAAAGAGACCUUGCGCUUGCACCCGGCGGCGCCGGUGUUGGCGCCCCACCUUGCCCGCGAGGACACCUCCGUGGACGGCUUUGACAUCCCCGCCGGCACGACCGUGUUCGUCAACGUCUGGUCUAUUGGCCAUGACCCCGCGCUGUGGGACGCGCCCGAGGAGUUCCGUCCAGCACGGUUCAUCGGGAGCGAGGUCGACGUCAAGGGACAAGACUUCGAGCUGCUGCCGUUCGGGUCCGGCCGGCGCAUGUGCCCUGGGUUCAGCCUGGGGCUGAAGGUGACCCUGCUGAGCAUCGCCAACCUUCUACACUGCUUUACGUGGAGGCUCCCGGAUGGUAUGACGGUGGAGCAGCUGAGCAUGGAGGAGACCUUCCUACUCGCAAUGCCACGUAAGGUGCCGCUCGAGGCUGUCUUCGAGCCCAAGCAUAUGGAAAGCUUGGAUACAAGUGAUUAGUAUCAUUAAGUAUAUGCAUGUGUUGUUGGCAUGCGGCAUAUGUGUGUAGUGCUUGCUGCUCCUAAAUUGGUGUUUAUGUAAAGCUAUUACUAGUUAGACAGUAUGUUUUAUGUAGAGAUGAAUGACAGAAUGAGACAAUGAGUAUAUAUGUACACACAUGCAUAAUUUGUAGCUGAAUGAGAUAUCUAUAUAUAAAUGGUUGUCUAUGAUGCCA